Molecule: messenger RNA, 2458 nt
Organism: Heterocephalus glaber (naked mole-rat)
Lineage: Eukaryota; Metazoa; Chordata; Mammalia; Rodentia; Bathyergidae
Gene: Ak7
Product: adenylate kinase 7
Biological process (GO): nucleobase-containing compound metabolic process
Cellular component (GO): cytoplasm
Molecular function (GO): ATP binding; aldehyde dehydrogenase (NAD+) activity; nucleobase-containing compound kinase activity
Source: RefSeq, a predicted model, not a curated record
ACGCCCACCUCCCGCGCCACGCCUCCCACGGCCGGGACCCCGCCUCCUUAGCAACGGGACAGGGUCACCUUAGCAACCAACGCCGCUCCCGUCAUGGCUGAAAAGGAGGAAGUGGCCGCACGGACAGAGAAAGUUCUGCGGAGCCAGAGGGUGUUUAUAAACCUGUUAGACACGUACAGCAGCGGAAACAUCGGGAAGUUCCUGGCCAGCUCUGUAGUUGGGGCUUCCCUUGAAGAAGUCACAGAAGAAGAGGAAGAUGAAGAUGAAAAUAAGCCCACUGCCCCAGAAACCCUGUCAGCCAAGCAGAAGGAAGGCACAUUCCAGAUUGUGGGCACGCUAUCCAAGCCCAAAAGCAUCCAGCCAGACUUUGCCACAGAAAUGUACAAGAACAUCUCUCGAGCAGACCUUCUCCUGCGCCUGCUGGAGUGUGACACGAUUAUUUAUAACAUCACCGAGAGCCCAAAGCAAGCGGAGGAAGCCAUGUGGGCUGUCUCUGCGUUGAAUGAAGAAGUCAGCCACUUUGGGAAGCGCAAGGUGUUUAUUUUAGUCUCCACGGUGAUGACUUGGGCAAGAUCCAAACCUCUGGACCCUGACGACUCCGAGGUCCCAUUCACUGAAGAAGACUACCGGAGAAGAAAGAAUCAUCCGAAUUUCUUGGACCACAUAAAUGCUGAGAAAACAGUCCUCAAAUUUGGAAAAAAUACCAAAAUGUUUGCAACUUAUGUAGUCGCUGCAGGACUUCAGUACGGCAUGGAAGGAGGCAUCUUACACACAUUUUUUAAGCUUGCUUGGCUGGGUGACAUCCCUGAGUUACCUGUUUUUGGAGACGGAACAAAUGUGAUUCCGACAAUUCAUGUCCUUGACCUGGCAGGAGUGAUACAGAACAUCAUUGACCAUGUGCCGAAGCACCGCUAUCUGGUCGCCGUGGACGAGUCUGCUCACACCCUGGAGGACCUGAUCAAGUUCAUCAGUAGAAGUACCGGGCCAGGCAAGAUCCAGAAAGUACCCAGAGAAAACGCAUUCCUAAUCAAGGAGCUAACUCAAGAGAAUGUUGACCACUUACUGGUCAGUCUGAGGAUGGAAGCGCUCUUCGUGAAGGAGAAUUUCAACAUCCGAUGGGUGGCGCGGAGUGGAUUCGUGGAAAAUGUGAACAACAUCCUCAAAGAGUACAAGCAGAGCAGAGGCCUGCUGCCCAUUAAGAUUUGCAUCCUGGGUCCUCCUGCGGUGGGAAAAUCCAGCAUAGCAGAAGAGCUGUCCAAGUACUACAAACUCCAUCAUAUUAAAAUGAAGGAUGUGAUUGCUGAAGCCAUAGCGAAGCUGGAGGCGAUUGUUGCCCCCAAAGACAGAGGGGAGGAGGAUGAAGGUGAUGAGGAAGAGGAGGAGGAGAACGUGGAGGACGCUCAGGAGCUGCUGGAUGGCAUCAAGGAGAGCAUGGAAAAGAACGCAGGUGAGCUAGAAGAUCAAUAUAUAAUUCGAUUUGUGAAAGAAAAGCUAAAAUCCAUGCCUUGUAGGAAUCAAGGUUACAUCUUGGAUGGAUUCCCAAAGACCUAUGAUCAAGCAAAAGACCUGUUCAAUCAGGAAGAUGAAGAAGAGGAAGAUGAAAUCAGAGGCAAAAUAUUUCCUGUUGAUAAAUUAAUUUUACCUGAGUUUGUCUGCGGUCUGGACGCCUCAGAUGAGUUUCUGAAGGAGCGGGUGAUCAACCUCCCAGAGAGGGUCGUGGCCGGGACCUACUACACCCAGGACCGCUUCCUCCGGGCGCUGAGCAACUACCGGGACAUCAACACCGAAGAUGAGACUGUCUACAACUACUUUGACGAAAUCGAAAUCUACCCCAUACACAUUGGUAGGACCCGAAUGCUGAGGACCGUGGGGCAGAGCACAGAUGUAGGGAAACUUGAAGAUGCUCAGAACAGACUUGCUAUCAAACAGCUGAUCCGAGAGAUUGGGGAGCCUCGGAAUUACGGUCUAACAGAAGAGGAGAAGGCAGAGCUGGAGCAGAAAGCUGCAGAGAUGCACCUGGCCAAGGAGGCUGCCGAGGAGGCUGCUCGUGAGCAGAAGGAGGCUGCGGAGACAGCAGAGAGGAUGGCCCGCUGGGAGGAGUGGAAUAAACAACUAGAGGAAGUGAAGAGAGAAGAAAGAGAAUUACUGGAGGUGCAGUCUGCUCCCCUGAGAAACUACUUAAUGACCCAUGUUAUGCCGACUCUCGUGCAAGGUCUGAAUGAGUGUUGUAAGGUUAGACCGGAUGAUCCCGUUGAUUUUCUGGCAGAAUAUCUUUUCAAGAACAAUCCUGAAACGCAGUAAAACGUUGAAGACUUGGUGUCAUCCACCUUUACAGAACAACCUAACAUUGUCAUUGGAAAAAGUGCUUUCAAAAUACAUUCCCAGAUUUUGAAAUUUUUUUCCUGUAAGCAAAUAUUCUGUAAAGUAGAACCAUUAUAAAAAGCAAUAUGGCAAUAGA